Messenger RNA from Galleria mellonella (greater wax moth), 1302 nucleotides. RefSeq lists its product as uncharacterized. Lineage: Eukaryota; Metazoa; Arthropoda; Insecta; Lepidoptera; Pyralidae. Bases 1 to 1290 code for a protein of 429 amino acids. The transcript is spliced from 7 exons. The record is from RefSeq and is a predicted model, not a curated record.
AUGUCUCCACACUCCUCGUCGUGCUCGUGGUCCACUGACGGCGCGGGCGGUGGUCGCGGCGGGCGCGGCGCUGGGGCAGGGGGCGCUGCUGACGUCAUCGACCUGGACCGCUUCAUGCGCGGCGUCAGGCCCUCGUUGCCGAGGCGCUCUGACGACCACAUACGUGGUCAGUUGGUGGUGGACAGCGGCGGCGCGGGCCGCAAGUCGGCGCGGGUGAGCUCGGGCGACAGCACGCCGCCGCGCCGCGCCGGCCGCCGCCACAAGCGGCCCUCGCACGAUUCCGGCCUCUCGGACGGCAGCUACGUGGCGACGAGGCAUCGCCUGCACAGACAUGCGACCACGUUAGAUGGCAAUACUGUGAGUCCGCGCGUGGCCAGCUGCUCCACUAGCUCGAUGCACGCGUUCCGAGCGGCGUGCGAACACGCGCUCCGCGACCAGCAGAGGCAGCUCGCGCGCGUCGCCCUCAUAUGCGAGCAGCUCGGCGCCAGCCGCGACCGAGAGCGCGAACGCGAACGCGAGCACAGCGUUACCCCCAAUUCUACUGACAUAUCGUCAUCCAGUCGAAGUACCAGGGACCUCAGGCGGAAAGAGAAACGCAGAGUAUGUUCGCAGUGUUGUGCAAUGUCAGCAGAAGAAUGCAAGACAUAUAAAAUAAUCAUGAGGAAACUGGACGAGCUGAACCGCCUGUUCGUGGCUCGCGGCAGCGCACGGCCGCACCCCGCGUACCGCCCCACCGCGCCCUCUGUUUCCGUGUCGGACAAAGUCGUCGCCACCGAGCCCGAGAACAAAAAGGAGGUUUCCAUUUCUCAGAAGCAAAUGUUGGAAUGUUGCGGUGACACGAACCCGCCUCGAUUAGUGGAACGCGCGGUCGGCAGCGAGCAGUGGAGCACGGACGGGCGCCGCUCGCCGCGGCUGCCGGGCCUGCGCACCGUCACACGUGCGCACGCGCUGGACAUCGUCCCGCGGGACGCGGUUGCUCUGAACCAUUCUAAUAUAGUUGCGGACAGCAGUGUGGUGGGGUAUGAAACGAGCGGUGAUGGCUCAGACGGGAGUGGCAGUGACCCGCGCUGCACGUUCAAUGUCGACGAUCCUGUUCAUUUGUACACACGAGCGAAGCGGCUGCAGGCGAUGCAGGCGAGCCCGCGGCGUGCGCCCCCUGCCGGCGGCGAGCGCGGCCGCGGUCCGUCGCUGUGCGCGCUCUGCCGCCGCUCCUGGCGCCAGCUGCGGCGCUACCUCGCCGCGCAGAUAUUCAGCUGCCCGCCCACAGAUGGCGCUUGUACAUAUACUUAAUUGUCAUUAAUA